This is a messenger RNA of Botrytis byssoidea, 952 nucleotides long. RefSeq lists its product as uncharacterized. Gene Ontology annotation, cellular component: membrane. Gene Ontology annotation, biological process: transmembrane transport; carbohydrate transport. The record is from RefSeq and is a predicted model, not a curated record. Gene Ontology annotation, molecular function: carbohydrate:proton symporter activity. The transcript is spliced from 2 exons. NCBI's taxonomy places the organism in Eukaryota, Fungi, Ascomycota, Leotiomycetes, Helotiales, Sclerotiniaceae. The coding region runs from base 1 to 735 and encodes 244 amino acids.
AUGGCGGAUGGUGGUCUUGGAUUCUGGCAACCAUUCAAACUCCUCGCGAGAAGCCGUAAAAUCCAAUGGAGAUUUUUCCUUGGAGGUGCAUUAUUCUUUUGGCAGAACGCUUCUGGUAUCAAUGCUGUCAAUUAUUAUUCUCCAACUAUUUUCAAGAGUAUUGGCAUUAUUGGUACCAACACUUCACUAUUUUCGACCGGUCUAUUCGGUGUUGUCAAAACUGUCGGAACUAUCAUUUACUUGCUGUUCUUGAUUGAUCAAUUGGGUCGUAGGAAGCUAUUGAUGAUCGGAUCCAUCGGUGGAGCUUUGUGCAUGUACUACGUCGCUGGUUACAUUGCAAUUGCAAAACCUGCGGAUCAUCCAACAAGUUCCCUACCCCCUUCUGGUGUAUCUGCCGUAUUCUUUUUCUACUUGUGGACUGCAUUUUACACCCCAACCUGGAACCCAACACCCUGGGUAAUAAACGCCGAGAUCUUCGGCCAAAGUGUCCGAACGCUAGCUCAAGCACAUGCCGCUGCCCAUAAUUGGCUAUGGAAUUUCCUCAUCUCGAGAUUCACACCUCAAAUGUUCUCUUCAAUGGGAUAUGAAGUCUACUUGUUCUUCGCAUCAUUGAUGAUUUGGGGUGCGGCUUUCGUCUUCUUCUUGAUUCCUGAAACGAAGAACGUUCCUCUGGAGGCGGUUGAUAGACUCUUUCAGCGCGGUUUGCCGGCGAGAAGAGCGCAUGCAGUUGUAUAGGCGGAAUUGGAGCAGGAGGAAGAGGCAUUGAGAGCGGGAAUCACGGCGGGAUUGGAAAAAGAGAGGACUACUGCACAUGUCGAGAGUGUUUAAGAUGGAUGAGAUGCGAUGGGUUGGUGUCUAUUCGGAGCUAAUGACCAAUUCAUGGCUCGAUUGUUGCUGCAGUAGUGAGAAAUGAUAAUAUCAAAAGCUCUGCAUAUUCUUGCCACUGCAUCAA